Molecule: messenger RNA, 851 nt
Organism: Calliphora vicina (urban bluebottle blowfly)
Lineage: Eukaryota; Metazoa; Arthropoda; Insecta; Diptera; Calliphoridae
Product: C-type lectin 37Db-like
Exons: 3
Coding region: 23-565 (180 amino acids)
Molecular function (GO): signaling receptor activity
Source: RefSeq, a predicted model, not a curated record
AACUGAUAAGACGUGAUUAAUAAUGUUUAAAAACUUUUUGAGAUUCAAUAUAAUUUUGUUUAUUAUAACAAUUUCAAAUGGACAGCAUGAAUAUAAACCCGAAAUAACGGCCACGGUAUCUCAGGUUUUUCUGGGUGAACCCUUGGAUAAAUCAUUUACGAAGGUAGGCAAUAAAGCUUAUCAUUUUGGCCAAAGCAAGCUGUCUUGGUAUAAAGCCUAUCUUGUAUGUCGUUCGCUGGGUGGCUAUUUGGCCUCGAUUGAUACCCAGCAAGAUCUUAAAGAUCUCUCAAACUAUUUGAGUUCAACUUAUGGCUCAUCACGCAUAUGGUGGCUAUCCGGUUCCGAUCAAGAUUCUGAGGAUGAUUUCUUUUGGUUUUCAACUGGUCGUCGUUUUGGCUAUGCCGACUGGGCUACGGGUCAACCGGACAAUAAUAAUGGUGAUGAGAAUUGUGUUUAUUUGGAUUAUCGCAGACCUAAUUAUCAAAUGUAUGAUGGCAAGUGUGAUCGUAAGAUGUAUUAUGUAUGUGAGAAUCGUUUGAAAACGAUAAUUUUAAAUGUUUCAUAAAGGAAAAGUGUUUAAAAAUUAAAGAAAAAAAUAUGUUUAGAUGUGAAGCAAAUUAAUAAAAUAAUAAAUUUAGAAAAAUAUAUUUUAAGUUCAUAAAAAACUGUACUAAAACGAACUUCAAUAACUCCAAUUGGUUCAAUAUCAACUGAAUACACUCAUAGUUUAAUCUCUUUGUGGUUUUCAUGACUUUAAAACCUAACAAAAACCCACAAAUCAAUCAAAAUACACAAAUAAAUAUCAUAAUCAAGACCAUAAGUUAAAUAAAAGAUCUUAAUUUCAAAUUUUA